Molecule: messenger RNA, 1215 nt
Organism: Eutrema salsugineum
Lineage: Eukaryota; Viridiplantae; Streptophyta; Magnoliopsida; Brassicales; Brassicaceae
Product: exopolygalacturonase
Exons: 3
Coding region: 1-1215 (404 amino acids)
Biological process (GO): carbohydrate metabolic process
Molecular function (GO): polygalacturonase activity
Source: RefSeq, a predicted model, not a curated record
AUGGCUUCCACUGUUUGUGGUUUUACAUUAAUUUUGUUCAUCGCUGCCGUAACAAGUGGCGUUUCGGCCGCUGCGUCUACCUCUUUCGCCGGAAGAAAGAUUUUCAACGUCCGAAAAUACGGUGCUCGCAGUGACGGCAAAACAGAUAAUGCUAUUGCGUUUACAAAAGCGUGGAAAGAAGCGUGCCAAUGGAAAGGAAACCCUAGUGUGUACGUACCAUUCGGAACCUUUUACCUCGGUGGUGUGACCUUCACGGGACCAUGUAAAAGCCGGAUCAGUUUCAUCAUCAAAGGAACUUUGUUAGCUCCUAAAGAAGCUAACGCCAUCAAACAAGACACGUGGAUCAUUUUCAAGUAUGUUGACUAUCUCACGGUCUCAGGCGGUGGCACUCUUGACGGACAAGGAAGCUACUCUUGGCGACUCAACGAUUGCAGCAGAAACCCUAAUUGCCGGCCUCUACCUAUGAACAUUGGGUUCCAGUUCGUGAGAUUCUCGAGAAUCAACCGCAUCAAAUCGAUCAACAGCAAAAUGGGUCACAUCAACUUCUUCGCUGUCGAAUACUUUGAGGUCUCACGCGUCAGCAUUAGGGCUCCUGGAGAUAGUCCUAACACAGAUGGGAUCAAGAUAGGUUCAUCGAACCACAUGAAGAUCCACCACGUCGACAUCGGAACAGGGGACGACUGCAUCGCAAUCUUGGCCGGAACCACCGAUUUGGAUAUCUACAGGGUCACGUGUGGACCAGGUCAUGGGAUCAGCGUUGGAAGCCUUGGGAGGUAUAAAAACGAGAAGAGCGUUCAGGGUUUAAUCGUUAGGGAUUCCAUCUUUAGAGGUACAACUAAUGGCGUACGGAUCAAGACAUGGGCUCCUUCUGCUUCACGGAACUUAAUUUCGAAUUUUCUUUUCAAGAACCUCCAGAUGAUCAAUGUCGAAAACCCCAUCAACAUUGAUCAACAAUACUGUCCAAACAACCAGUGUCGCAAAACGUCUCAUUCUCAAGUUCAGAUACAGAACGUCAAGUUCAAAAACAUCUGGGGGACUUCGACGAGCAAAGUGGCCGUGAAGUUGCAAUGUAGCAAGAUGGCUCCUUGCACAGACGUUGAGCUCUUCGGAGUUAACCUAGUGCACCGUGGACCCGAUGGUCCAGCCACUGCUUGGUGUGAGAAUGUUGCUGGUUGGACACGUGGCAAUAUCUUUCCUCCGUCAUGCAUCCAUUGA